Malus domestica (apple) is the source of this 1810-nucleotide messenger RNA. RefSeq names its product protease Do-like 8, chloroplastic. NCBI's taxonomy places the organism in Eukaryota, Viridiplantae, Streptophyta, Magnoliopsida, Rosales, Rosaceae. Gene Ontology annotation, biological process: proteolysis. The record is from RefSeq and is a predicted model, not a curated record. Gene Ontology annotation, molecular function: serine-type endopeptidase activity; protein binding.
GAACUGAGAAGUGAGAAGAGAGGCCACAACCCAACCAACUCUUAUCUCCCUCAGCCUCUCUCAAAACUACCAUUUUUCAGAGACACGCAGAAAGCUUUCGUCUUUGUCAUCUCUUUCCCCAUUCAUAAAUCUAUCUGCAGAAUCCAAGUCAUAACAUUAUCAACCAGUAAACCAAUAAAAUGCAAGCGUUAGCAUGCAGUUCUUCUCCUCUGCAGUCCUACUCGUUGGGCUUGCGCACCUCCAAGAACCGCCUAAUCAGCCGCCGGCAGCUCUGCUGCGACGGCAUUUCCUCUGCCUGUUCUCACACUCAACCCAACCGCACUCACUCCCCGGACGACGCCGUUUCUCCCUUGUCCAUUUCCACCCAAAGGAGUGUUCAAAAACUGAGCAAGGAUUUUGAUCCGUUGGUAGACGAGGGUACGAAUUUCACAACGAGGCGGGCGUUGUUUGCGAGUAUUUUCAUGUAUUCGCUUUGUGAUCCUUCAAGGUACUUGUCAGCUCUAGCUUUAGGGGAUUCCUCAGUAACAAUUGAAGAAGUAACUCCUCCGGUUUUCACUUCCGGGCCUCUCUUCCCCACUGAGGAAAGAAUUGUCGAACUCUUUGAGAAGAACACAUACUGUGUUGUUAACAUUUUUGAUGUGACAUUGCGUCCUCAACUUAAUAUAACUGGUGUGGUUGAGGUCCCAGAAGGAAAUGGUUCAGGAGUAGUUUGGGAUGGGCAAGGUCACAUUGUAACAAAUUAUCAUGUAAUUGGUAAUGCCCUCUCUAGAAAUCCAGGUCUUGGGGAGGUCGUUGCACGAGUUAACAUUCUAGCAUUGGAAGGGUUGCAAAAGAAUUUUGAGGGUAAGCUAAUUGGUGCUGACCGUGCAAAAGAUCUUGCUGUCUUGAAGGUAGAAGCAUCCGAAGAUCUGUUGAAGCCAAUCUCUGUUGGGCAAUCAUCUUCUCUAAGAGUUGGGCAGCAGUGUUUAGCAAUUGGAAAUCCAUUUGGUUUUGAUCACACCCUCACUGUUGGAGUAAUUAGCGGACUGAAUCGAGACAUUUUCAGUCAAGCUGGAGUCACAAUUAGUGGCGGGAUCCAAACAGAUGCAGCAAUCAAUCCUGGGAACAGUGGAGGUCCCCUGUUAGAUUCCAAAGGAAAUUUAAUUGGGAUCAAUACCGCAAUAUUUACUCAGACAGGGACAUCAGCCGGUGUUGGGUUUGCCAUCCCAUCUUCAACUGUACUCAAAAUCGUGCCUCAGUUGAUUCAAUAUGGAAAGGUUGUUCGAGCUGGUUUGAAUGUCGAGAUUGCUCCAGAGCUAGUUGCAAAUCAACUCAAUGUUCGAUAUGGAGCUCUCGUUCUACAGGUCCCUAAAAAUAGUGUUGCAGCAAAGGCUGGCCUGCUUCCCACCACAAGGGGGUUUGCAGGGAAUAUAGUGCUUGGGGAUAUCAUCGUUGCAGUUGACGACAAACCCGUUAAAAGCAAAGCAGAGUUCAACAGAGUAUUUGAUGAGUAUAAUGUGGGGGAUCAAGUAAUUUUAAAGAUCCAGAGGAGCAGUGAAAAAUUGGAGGUUCCUAUAACAUUAGAGGAAAAGAGUUCAUGACUUGGUGUGCUGAUAAUUUUUACUUGCUAGUCAGCCAAGCAUUUUCUUCAGUUGUAAAACGAAAGACGACCCCAUGCCAAUAAGGCUCCCGCUCUGCUAGGAUGGGGGGAACGUCUGUUGUAAGCAUUUUCUUCAGCUGUAUCUUAGUAAUAUUAAUUUUGCCCCAUUAUUUGAUGUAAAAUGAAGAAUUACUGUAUAUAAUUAAUGUAACCACAGUAAUUAGUAAGUUA